Molecule: messenger RNA, 1873 nt
Organism: Manis pentadactyla (Chinese pangolin)
Lineage: Eukaryota; Metazoa; Chordata; Mammalia; Pholidota; Manidae
Gene: MXRA8
Product: matrix remodeling associated 8
Exons: 11
Coding region: 38-1492 (484 amino acids)
Biological process (GO): establishment of glial blood-brain barrier; cell adhesion
Cellular component (GO): membrane; cell surface
Source: RefSeq, a predicted model, not a curated record
GCCAGAGGAGGACAAAGCGAGGCCGGAGGCGGGCGCCAUGGAGCUGGGGUCCCGAGCCCUGCUCUGCAAACUCCUGCUUCUGCAGACUGCGGGCACUCAGCCACAUCCCUGGAGCAGGAACUUGGCUGGUGGGGUGGCCGAUGGUGGGGUCACUCCCCACGUCCAGGCUUCUCUGCCCUUCAGGGGGGCUCUGGCCCUGAGCACAGGAGGCUCUUCUGUCCUUCUGGCAGGGGCGUCGGGCCUCGCCACGGCCGGCAGCUCCGUGGUGUCUGAGUCGGUCGAAAGCUGGGCGUCCGGCGCCCGGGCCGUGCUGCGCUGCCAGAGCCAGCGCAUGGUGUGGACCCAAGACCGGCUGCACGACCGCCAGCGCGUGGUCCACUGGGACCUCGGCGGCGGCCCGGCCGGCGGCCCGGCGCGCCGACUCGUGGACAUGUACUCCGCGGGCGAACAGCGCGUGUACGAGCCGCGCGACCGAGGCCGCCUCCUGCUGCCGCCCUCCGCCUUCCAGGACGGCAACUUCUCGCUGCUCAUCCGCGCGGUGGAGCAGCCGGACGAGGGGCUGUACACCUGUAACCUGCACCACCACUACUGCCACCUCUACGAGAGCCUGGCCAUCCGCCUGGAGGUCACCGACGACCGCCUGGCCGCCGGCGCGCACUGGGACGGCGAGAAGGAGGUGCUGGUGGCGGAGCGCGGGGCGCCUGCGCUGCUGACGUGCGUGAACCGCGCGCCCGUGUGGACCGAUCGGCACGUGGAGGAGGCGCAGCAGGUGGUGCACUGGGACCGGCAGCCGCCCGGGGUGCCGCACGACCGCGCCGACCGCCUGCUAGACCUGUACGCGUCCGGCGAGCGCCGGGCCUACGGGCCGCCCUUCCUGCGCGACCGCAUGGCGGUGGGGGCGGACGCCUUCGCGCGCGGCGACUUCUCGCUGCGCAUCGACCCGCUGGAGCCGGCGGACGAGGGCACCUACUCCUGCCACCUGCACCACCACUACUGCGGCCUGCACGAGCGCCGCAUCUUCCACCUGCGGGUCACCGAGCCCGCCGCCCAGCCGCCCCCGCGGGACUCGCCGGGCAACGGCUCCAGCCACAGCGGAGUCCCUGGACCAGACCCCACGCUGGCGCGCGGCCGCAGCAUCAUCAACGUCAUCGUUCCGGAGGGCCGGGCGCACUUCUUCCAGCAGCUGGGCUACGUGUUGGCCACGCUGCUGCUCUUCAUCCUGCUGCUCAUCACGGUGGUUCUGGCCACGCGGCAGCGCCGCCGCGGAGGCUAUGAAUAUUCAGACAAGAAGUCUGGGAAAGCAGAGGGGAAGGACAUGAACAUGGCAGAGUUUGCUGUGGCCACAGGGGACCAGGCUCUUUGCAGGAACGAGGACAUCCAACUAGAUUACAAGAACAACAUCCUGAAGGAGAGGGCUGGGCUGGCCCACAACCCCCUGCCUGCCAAGAACAUUGACUUGGACAAAGAGUUCAGGAAGGAGCAUUGCAGAUGAGGCGGCCCUGGGCUCCUGGCUGGACCAGCAGCUCUGCCCACUCCCAUCCAGCCUAGAGGGUGCUCUCCUGACACCUGUGCAGCCCACCUCGUCCCCGUUAACCGCGGCUGGAACCGCUGUCCUGGAAGUUGGCCUGGACUGGUGCAGAGCAAGGCUGCCUGCAGACCCCUCUCCCUGGAGCCCCCCUAAUCCUCACAAGCAACAGUGGGCUGGCUCCUCAUGCCUCUGCCUCCAUUGCUGCCCCCUUCAGCAGCUGCCUGCUGGCACCUACACUCAUCAGGGGACCUCCCUGGGGCACAGCCAAGCCCCUACUGAUGUUCACCCUGCCCUCAGGCCCUGCUGGCCCCUGCAGGGGUGGGAGGCACUCUUAGAGGGGCUCAG